AUGGCCGCGUGGGGCGGCGCGUUCCGCGCAACGCGCGCGGCGUGGAAGAAGCGGAAGGGGCCGAUGCUGAUGCCGGGGCUGCUGGAGGCGCAGCAGCUGGCUGUGGCUCGGCAGCCCGAACGUGUGCUUCGGAACCGAGGCUUGGUGGAGAUCGGGCAGGUCUGCCUGCCGAACGCGCUGCAGCAGUCGAUUAAAGCCAUCGUCGCGGAAGGCGCAACCAGUUCCGCGCACGUGCACCGCGACGUGCGCCGGCUGAUGUCUGCGUACGACGCGUUCUUCAGCGGGUGGCCGCAGCCGUCCGCGGAGCGCCUGGCGGACGACACGCGGGAGCCGCCGCUGAUGCGCGAAAUGGACGUGGGGCGCAUUCCGGACGCGCGGAUGGUGCGACUGCUGCGCGGAUGGGAGAAGAACUCGUGGGGGAAGGGCACGGAGGAGGGCGGGGAAGGGGGCGCGGGGGAAGCGGCGGAGAGGGGGAAAGGGGGGGCGCGGGAGCGGGGGGAGGGGGGGAGGCGCGCAGUGGAGUAUGGGGAGACGGAGGCCCUGGCAUACGCGGCUGCGCGCAUGCCCUCCACCUAUGCCGCCGUGUUCCGCGCUCUCACUGAGGUGAAGCGACGACUGCCCUCACUCUCGCCCUCCUCCCUGCUGGACUUCGGAUCCGGGCCUGGCACCGUGAUGUGGGCGGCGAGCGAGGUGUGGGGCAGCACGGUGCAGCGGGCAGCAGCAGUGGAGCCCGCUGAUGCCAUGUGGGCCAUGGGGGAGCGCAUCAGAGCUGUGGCAGCAGCGGGUCCCAGGCCCCCACGUGCGCUGCGCGAUGCUGUUCGGUACACCAGUCUGCAGCACCUGUCAAGGGAGGCACGCGGGGCCGACAGGGUGUUUGACGUUGUGGUGGCGGUGAGAGGGGGGGGGAAGAGGGCAGGGGUGGGGGCGUAUGCGCUGGGCGAGGUGGACUCAGUGGAUGAGAGGCGCGCCAUUGUGGACCGCCUCUGGAGCCAUGCACGCCAUGUCAUGGUGCUGGUGGAGACAGGCAACCCACGCGGUUAUGAGGCCAUAGCCAAGGCCAGGGCGCACAUACUGCACACACAGAGAGCGAAGGCAGCGCGACUGGCCGAUAGGGGACCCAGCAAGAACGCCCCGGACCCCUCCAAACCCCUUCUGCCGCCCGGUGCUCACGUGCUCGCCCCUUGUGCACACGACGGGCACUGCCCCAUGUACGGCACGACCAGCUGGUGCCACUUCUCCCAGACGCUGCAGCGCUCUGCCGUGCAGCGCAUUGCCAAGAGGGCAGCGGGGCAGGAGAUAACGGGCAGCACGGAGGACGAGAAGUUCUCGUAUGUGGUGCUGCGCAGGGGACCUCGACCCCUGGUGGUGGCGCCAUUGCAGCAGAUAGCCCAGUUCCGGAGGGAGGAGAAGGAGAGGCAGGCGAGGGAGGAGGCGGAGAAGGAGGCCAAGCGCCUGGCCAAGAAGCAAGCCAAGUGGGGACCGACAGUGCGGCUCAUCCCCCUGGACGAGGGGACAGUGGGGACAGAGGCGGGUGCACUGCUGCAAGGGGAGAGGCAAGGGGCAGAGGGUGCAGGUGAGGAAGGAGAGCAGGCAGAGGAGGAGGAAGAGGAAGAGGAGGAAGAUGAGGAUGAAGAGGAAGAAGAGGAGGCGGACGUUCGACCGAAGCACACUUCUGUCGGUGCACCAGACGAAGAGGAAGGGGUCAUCGAGGGCAGGAGGGAUGGUGAAUCUGACAUGGACGGGACUGUCACUGACAGCAGUGAUGAGGAUGACGGUGAUAACGAUGAUGCUGGCCUGGAUGAUGAUACAGUGGAUCCCACAUUAGCCACUGACAACCCACCACGUGGCGACCGCUUUGCGAAUCUGAGUCCCGAGUGGAGCCGCGUGAUUCGCGAGCCGAGGCGGCGGGGGCAGCACGUGAUAGUGGACGUGUGUGCAUCAAUGGACGGCAGGGGGCGGCGCGGCGAGCUGCAGCGGCUACUCUUCUCCAAGGCUGCGGGGCGCGUGGAGUACCGGUUUGCACGCAAGGUGCGGUGGGGUGACCUGUGGCCCAGCACUGGUGAGGCACAGGAGGGCAAAGAGCAGGGCGAGAGGGAGGGCACGGAUACAACGAUCAUGACAACCAGCAGCGACACCCAGCCGCAGGAGCCGGCGCAUACCGGGGGUCCCGAGGUAGCGCUCGUGUUCAUCGGCGUGUCGCUGGCGCUCGGCGCGCUGUGCCGGCAGGUGCUGAGCAACACGCGCAUCCCGUACACCGUCGCGCUGCUGCUCGUCGGCGUCGGGCUUGGCGCGCUAGGGGCCAACAUUGAUCCAGAGCUGGUGCUCUACGUCUUUCUGCCCGCACUGCUAUUCGAGAGCGCCUUUUCCUUCGAGUUCCACCAAGUCAAGCGAUGUCUGGUGCAAAUGUUCCUGCUGGCAGUGCCGGGCGUGGCCAUCUCCACGGGCUUCCUCGGAGUCAUCAGCCGAUACGUGCUGCCGUACGGGUGGAACUGGUCGACGGCCAUGCUGCUGGGCGGGCUGCUGAGCGCCACGGACCCCGUGGCCGUGGUGGCUCUGCUGCGCGACCUGGGCGCCUCCAAGAAGCUCAGCACCAUCAUUGACGGCGAGGCGCUCAUGAACGACGGCACGGCCAUAGUGGUGUUCCAGCUGUUCCUGCGCCUCACUCUAGGCUACAGCUACAGCAUCGGGGAUGUCAUCGGCUUCCUCUUCAAGGUCACGCUUGGCGGGUCAGUGCCACAUGCCAGCAUGUUCUCACACGUACCAGCCUUUGGUCACACAUCGCCCUCCCCUCCCUCGUCGUUAUUCACACGUCUUACGUGUGCGACUUGUCCCUUUUCCCUCUUCCUCCCUGUGCUGCCAUGGCGCUGGUGCUGGUGCAUACAACACAGGGUGGGGUUGGGGAUGGCGUUCGGGGUGGUGAGUCUGCUGUGGCUGCGCACCGUCUUCAGCGACCAUGUCAUCGAGAUCACCAUCAGCCUCACCGCCUCCUACAUGGCCUUCUUUGUGGUGCGUGCACAUGCGCAUGCUGCACCACGUCAAACGCAUGACGUGCCAUGCCAUGGGGUCAAGGGCAUGCCAUGCCAUGGGGCUAACGACGUGGCCCAAACAUCGGGAGUGCUUUCAGACAUGACGCUUGGCAUGGACUCCUUCACAUCUCACUCAAUCCUCUCCUUACUCCCUUUCUCUUCCCCUCCUCUCACCACCCUCGCCCCUGAUCCUUAUGGCAGUAUGUUUGCCAUAUUCGCCAAGACGGCAUUCACAGGGGAGAGCGAGCAGGGCAUGCACCACUUCUGGGAGAUGGUGUCCUACAUCGCCAACACGCUCAUCUUUGUGCUCAGUGGAGUGGUGAUAUCAGAGAGCAUACUCCAGAACGCCAACUACAUCAAAGGCGCGGACUGGGGCUACAUGGUUCUGCUCUACGUGUUUGUGCAGCUGUCACGGGUGGUGGUGGUGGGAGUGCUGUACCCCGGGCUGGCCAGCAGCGGCUACGGGCUCACGUGGAAGGAGGCCAUCAUCCUCGUCUGGUCCGGCCUGCGCGGUGCCGUUGCCCUCACGCUCGCCCUGCUCGUCAGCCACGAGCCGGUAACAGAAAACAUCACUAAAGAAACAGAAGCCAGGUUCAUGUUUCUGACGGGCGGGGUGGUGUUCCUGACGCUCAUAGUGAACGGCAGCACCACGCAGUUCGUGCUCGCCGCACUCAAGAUGAACGCCACCUCCGACAUCAAGGUGCCCCGCUCCCUCCCUCCCUCCCUCCCUGCUAGUCCUUACAUGCACCAAUCGUCAUCAGUACCCAUCCAACCACAUCUCCCUCCCCUGUCAUCUCGCUUUCUUCUCCGCUUAACCAUCCUGCAUGUUCCGCCACCUCCUCUGCGAUUCCUUGCUUGCUCCGCUUUUCCACCCGCUCUCUCUCCCAAUCCCAUCCCUCUAUUCCUGUUCCGGAAUGCCUUCCUGCCUCGCUCUCAGUCACCCUCUGUUCCCGUUCUACCACCAUCCCCCAUUGCCUCAUCCGCCCCAAUCGCUACCCAUUCUCCCGCCCCACCUCCCGCUCCCCCUCCUCCUCCCCUCUCCCCGCAACAGAAGCGAGUGGUGAACUUCACGCGCCAGGAGCUCUGUGAGUACGCAGUGAAGACGUUUGAGGAGAUAGGAGACGAUGAGGAGCUGGGGCCAGCGGAGUGGGCCACCGUCAACGAGUACCUCACCUGCCUCAAACAGCCCGCCUCCCACGGAACCCUCUCAGCCAGCGCCUUCCUGAGCCGAUUCGGAGGCUCGGGGACUGGUUCGGGGGGAGGGUCGGGGGUGGGGGUGAGGAAGAGCCACCCGCAUGAUCACAGCCAGUCGCACGAGCAGCUGCGCGCACAGCAGCUGCAUGACACCCGCCUCAGGUUCCUCAACGGCGUGCAGGCGGCGUACUGGAGCAUGCUGGAGGAGGGGCGCGUUAACCAAACAGCCGCCAUGCUGCUCAUGCAGGCCGUGGCCGAGGCCGUCGACCUCACCACGCAGCAGCGCCGCCUGCUGCUGUGGAAAGCCCUGGAGCCGCACGUGUGCAUGCCGCGCUACCUGCGCCUCUUCCACCGCCGCCUGCGCCGCCUGCUGCCCCAGCGCGCCCUCAACUGGGUCACCGUCGACCGCCUCGAGCUGGCGGCUUCCAUGAGUGCUGCUUACAUCCGUGCUCUCCGGCAUGCCCGGCAACAGCUGCGAGACUUUCUCAAGGACAGCCCCAUAUGCGAGGCGGUGAUACUGGAGAGCGAGGAGGAGGAGACACCGGCCAAGAGGUUCAUGGAAGACGUGCGCCUCAACUUCCCCGAGGUGCUCACCAUCAUCAAGACCAAGCAGGUCACCCACGCCAUCCUGCAGGGCCUGCACGGUUACGUGGAGAAUCUCGAGCACGCGGGGCUGCUGGACCAGCGCGAGGUGAUGCAUCUGCACAAGGCAGUGCAGGCAGACAUGAAGAAGCUGCAGCGCAGCCCGCCGUUUGUGGCGAUGCUGCCGGCGGGGGAGGUGCUGGCGAGGCAGCCGCUCAUCGGAGCGCUGCCGGCGGACAUCCGCCUGGCGCUGCUGCAGCCGCUCAAAGAAGCCACCAAACUCUCCGGUGCCUCGCUCUUCCACCAAGGGCAGCCCGCCCAGGGCGUCUGGCUCAUCGCCUCCGGUACCGCCAAGUGGACGUCAGCGCGGGCAGAGGCAGAGGCGGAGGCGCACGGGCACCGGUUCAUCCCGCCGCUGUUUGCACACGGCAGCUCCGUGGGGCUGUAUGAGACGCUGCGGGGGUGCGCGUACAUGAGCACGGUGGCAGCAGACAGCGUGCUGCACUGCUUCUUCAUCGACAGACAGCGCAUCAUGGAUGCUGCAGGCAGCAGCGAUGCCAUUGAGGACUUUCUGUGGAAGGUGAGAAGCAGGGGGUGA
This is a messenger RNA of Closterium sp. NIES-65, 5400 nucleotides long. NCBI's taxonomy places the organism in Eukaryota, Viridiplantae, Streptophyta, Zygnematophyceae, Desmidiales, Closteriaceae. The record is from the annotation of a GenBank genome assembly.